Molecule: messenger RNA, 2107 nt
Organism: Dreissena polymorpha
Lineage: Eukaryota; Metazoa; Mollusca; Bivalvia; Myida; Dreissenidae
Exons: 2
Coding region: 1379-1885 (168 amino acids)
Cellular component (GO): mitochondrion
Molecular function (GO): glycine N-acyltransferase activity
Source: RefSeq, a predicted model, not a curated record
UAAAGGUAUUUUUAAAUAUGCGUAUUAAAAAUACACUAUGAUUAUUUUCUUAAUGUAUAAUCUGCUACGGAAUUGAACGAAAUAUUCAAAAGAGCCAGAUUUCAUAUAUCGUACAGUUCACUUUUUCAUUUUAUAACAUGCAGUUCGUAAUUAGUACAUCCGGGUCUAAAAGGUUCAUGAGUGACACGCGUGAUGCGUGUACAAUCACAAUUUUCACUCAUCGUACGACAAUUAACCACGGGUGUCAUCUGUUAAGUGAAACGGACUGGUAUCGCCAAAAGCACGUCACUAUCUUAUUACAUGCAUUGAUGUAACACAUAAACCUUGUUUUUAUACCACUUUACCACAGCUAUCUCGUUAUUAUCUGAUGUGUUCGAUUGAAAGUUAAAUGCGAAUGUACUCUGGUGUAAUUUUAGGUGUUAUUAAUAGUCAGUCGUCUGUAUAUAAUAUUGUUGCAAUUGCUCACGCCAUUUUAAAUGUGCAUUUUCUUUUUAUAUCAGUAUUUUACUCUCGUUAUGCGGCUAAAUUUUGUUCGAUAAUGAUGACGACGGCGAUAUCAUUAGAUACACCAGUUUAAGUUGGGAUGUUGAUGGUGAUGGUGAUGUUUAAUUAUGGUAGAUGAAGAAGAUGGGCGAAUCGAGAGGAAUUAUGAUAUUUAUGAUACUGAUAUUGUUGAUGAUCAGCAAUACCCUAUCAUAAACCCGCACGUCCCGAAGCUUUAUAAGGAAACGUUUAUAAGAAUUCAUGAAGUUCAUACAAAUCGCCUCGUAUUUCGAGUUGUGGUGUUUUAGCAUUUAAGUUACGUAGAGCUUUGGAAAAAAACAGCCAAGGAUUAGAGUGUUGCUGUUGCUGAAACUAUAUAGAGAAUACUAAAUUAGUAUUGAACAACGAUAAGUUUAUUUAGUAAGGCUUUGAAAGCCUUAACCACGAAUCUGUGCGAGUGAUUCAGGGUUUUAUGCCGAGUAAAUAAACACCUGUGUUUAAUACUAACCUGGUGUUCUAUAAAUACUACAAUUUCCGUUGUUUUUCUGUCUUCAUUGCGAACCUUAACCAAAUAAAAUACAUAGGCCCUAGCUGAAAACAAUACAACAUCAAAUGACGUCCUAACAUAAACAUGAUGACAUAACUAUAUUGUGCGUGUUUGCUCUAUCAACAGAUUUGCACCAACAGUUAUCAGAAUAUAAGGUGUUUAUGCGGAUAUAAUGAUGAUAUAAAAUCGAUAAGGAUAACAGAGGCAGGAGAAUGAUGAUGAUUGUGGCUAGUUAAAGAUAUUAAAUGUCGACAUUUUAUAACACUGAAAAUUUGCCAAGCAUGAAAACAUACCACAUGAUGUUUUCUUAAUUUGAUUUAGGCUCAACCCUUUUUCCGGUAUACGCACAUGUCAUGCGCGCAGCGCAAGCGCAUUGAAGUACUUCCUGCAGAGACCAGAUGUGAUCAACUGGCGAAAACCGUGCGUUUUUACAGGGUAACCGACGGUCUUCACCUCUCCAAGCUUCCGGCCGAUGAAGCCGCCACCUUGCGGAAGGACUGGGAGGGCAAACGCUACAGGGAGAACCUCGAAGAGCACUUCCGGGCCGUCAUCGAGCAGUUCGAUAGCAGCUGCCUCCGCGACGAGCGCGGCGACCUUCUUGCGUACGCGUGCUUGCAAUUCAAUGGAUCGAUCGCGAUGUUUUGCGUGAAGGCGGAGCAUCGCGAUAAGGACUAUUUUAAGAUCGUAUUGUCCGAUCUUCCGCUGACGCGGCUGCGCAAAGGGGAGGUCUCUUACGGGUUCAUUCCGACCAACGACUCUGAUCUCGUCGACCAGAUGCGCUCCUCGGACUUCGUGUGGGUGCCGACGGGUGAUAUGGUAUGGAGGCUGUGCGAGCCCCUGAAAGUGAAUCGAUAAAAUCUGCCGUCGUCAACGACGUCGGCGUUUCCCUUCUCACAUUCCCCAGACGAUAUUAACGACUGCAUGUGCUCGUCGCUUGCGAUAGAUCAAAAAGCGGCCGACCAAUGAAGGCGAGAGUUCGAGACGAAACGCAUUACAAAGUCGACGCAGCCUACCGAAACGCUGACAACGCUGGUGUCCCAGACGUCGUGACGUCAAAUAAAAAUAGUAUAAAGAUAA